Lathyrus sativus (Indian pea) is the source of this 585-nucleotide messenger RNA. NCBI's taxonomy places the organism in Eukaryota, Viridiplantae, Streptophyta, Magnoliopsida, Fabales, Fabaceae. The record is from the annotation of a GenBank genome assembly.
AUGAUCAUGCCAUCAUCAAAAUCAAAAGCUAUAAUUUUCAUCUUCAAGAUAGUAAUGUUGAAUCUCAUUACACCAAUGAUGAUACAUGCAUGUGGUCCAUGCAUACCAAAUCCACCACCUUACCACCACCACCGACCAAGCCACCCAAAACAUCCACCGCAUCACGGCGGCGGAAAAGGACGGCCAAUAGUGACUCCUCCUCCGGUAGUUGUCGUGCCACCGAUAAUCGUCACUCCGCCACUGCUACCACCUCCGACAAUCAUAUAUCCUCCGCCACUGCUACCACCUCCGACAAUCAUAUAUCCUCCGCCAAUAGCUCAACCAACUUGUCCAAUCGAUGCACUCAAACUUGGACUUUGUUUGGAUGUUCUUGGAGGCCUUGUUCAUGUUGGAAUCGGAAACCCUGAGAAGAAUGCGUGCUGUCCUGUUAUUCAAGGAUUGGUUGAUCUCGAAGCUGCUGUUUGUCUUUGUACUGUGAUUAGGGCUAAGGUUCUUAAUCUGAAUAUUUUCCUUCCUCUUGCUCUUCAAGUUUUAAUCACUUGUGGGAAAACUCCUCCUCCUGGUUUUGUUUGUCCACCUCUCUAG